This is a messenger RNA of Saccostrea cuccullata (small rock oyster), 980 nucleotides long. Its product is annotated as deleted in malignant brain tumors 1 protein-like. Lineage: Eukaryota; Metazoa; Mollusca; Bivalvia; Ostreida; Ostreidae. Gene Ontology annotation, cellular component: membrane. The record is from RefSeq and is a predicted model, not a curated record. The coding region runs from base 95 to 892 and encodes 265 amino acids. The transcript has 4 exons.
CAUAAAAGGUAUUUAAAGACCCCAAAUCCAAUUCAAAUCAUAUUGAUAGCGGAUUUUCCUCUUUAUAAACAGGGUUAGAAUUUUGUUGAGAAAAAUGAAUCAAGUCAUAUUAAUGGUAAUUAUGAUUUUUGGAUGUUUUAAGACUUGCAAAUUAUUUAUGUUCAACAAUGACAAUACCACUCCGUCAGCUUCAGUGACGAAAGAUGUUACAUUUGCUGUUCUUGCACAAGAGAUGUUGCAGAUGAAAGCAAGUAUAAAAACUUGUGAAUCAAGGAUUCAAAAACUUGAAGAUGGAACUGGAAAUUUAACAAGCAUGACUGAGUUUCAGAACGCUUUAAAGAAGUUAAAUGAUUUAGAACAAUUAAUGAAAUCCCAGGCAAAUGAAACAAUGGUGAUUAAAGAAAAGUUACAGCAAAUUAGUGCCCAGUCUCAAGCCUUUAACCCAACAACAAUUUUAGCGUCUGUGAGCAGACUGCAAGGAAAUAUUUCAUUUGUCGAAUCCUCUCUCCUGAGCAUUCAAAGUGCAAUGGCGGCUAUGGCGGAAAAAUCAACAUUCGUUGAUACAAUAUUCGUACCCAAUCGACUCCGGUUAGUGGGAGGAGAUCAAAAUUCUGGUCGAGUUGAGUAUUUGAUUAAUGGUACCUGGAAUGCAAUUUGCACCUACGGCGGAUUUGAUAACAAUGCAGCAAAAGUGAUAUGCCGAAUGCUAGGCAGGCCAUGGCAAAACGCUCUGGCAUAUUUAAACUCUGAAUUUGGAGAUGGUUCUGUGCCUAUGCAUUUAUAUGAUGUGCAGUGUUCCGGACAUGAAGUUCUUCUUGAAGAAUGUCACCACGCUGUUGGUUCAACCUGGCAUUGCUAUGGACAUAAGCAGGCUGGAGUUCGUUGUCAGUGAAAUAGAACAACUGCAUGGUACUGAAUGUGAUUGCCAGUAUUUUCAAUUUCCUAUUGUGACUCUUUUUUGUUUGAAUUUUGUAUCCGUA